Molecule: messenger RNA, 700 nt
Organism: Drosophila simulans
Lineage: Eukaryota; Metazoa; Arthropoda; Insecta; Diptera; Drosophilidae
Product: protein Hezron
Exons: 3
Coding region: 56-616 (186 amino acids)
Molecular function (GO): RNA binding
Source: RefSeq, a predicted model, not a curated record
GCUGGGAUUUUCGAUUUCGAUUAAAUUUUUUAAAGUUUCAAGUUUCUUGGCCAAGAUGUCAUCAUUGGCUCCUUGCUUCACUGUGGGCUCAAUAGUGCGCUGCAAGACUUGUUUUGGCGACAACGUUUCGGGCGAGGUUGUGGCCUUCGAUCUGGGCGCGAAAAUGCUGAUAAUGAAGUGUCCAUCGAGCAAUGGCGGUGGCGACGAACAGACCACUUGCAAUGUGACCAUUGUGAAUCUAUCCCUGUGCAUGGACAUUGAAAUAGUGAAGGAAACAAUGCCGCCGGCUGAAGUUCAGCAGCCAGAACCGAUUGAUAUACCCAUGAUCCGAGAACGAUACCGAUACGCAACCGAACAUCGUACACUCUCCUGCCGGAGCUAUCAUCCCAAUGUCUCGCCCUUCGGACAAGCUUUGUUCAGGGUGUUGGUCAAGCGUUUCGGCGAUUCCGCAAUCAACUGGCAGGACCAAGGCGACCAAGUGGCGAUCAAUAUACUCCAUCAGGUGGCCAUCCAUGCGCCUUAUGGCACGGAGAAUAUUCGGUACCAGAGCUGGAAUCCCAAGCUAGCGAUAUACGUCCGAGGGGUCGUUCAAAGCUUUUGCAGUAAACAAUUCUAGAAGGACGGCCGUGCCCAUGGCAACAGUUGUCUAGAUAGCAUCCAAUUCUCUGUACGUUUUGUUUAUCAACAAAACAAUUCAAAA